CCUUUAGCAUGCACACAUUCUUACAUGAUGUAUUAAUUGUGCUCUAAUAAAAUCCUUAUACAUGUGAUCAAUUUGAAAAAUUAAUUUUAGUUUUUAUUAUAUGAUAAUCAAUUUAAAAAGAAGGGAGUACUAUCUUAACUGCACUAAUGAUUGGUGGCCAAGUGAUUUACAACCUCUGAUGCCCAUCGUAAAAUCCCAAGCUGUUUUAGCCUGUGCUAAGUCAAAACUGUCAGCCUACCAGGCAGUUUGUAACUAACUGCAAAUAUGGUAACCAACCCGCUGGCUGAUAGGCGGGGCCGACCGUUCGCUCCGGCCCCACCUGUCAGCCAGCGCAUGAUCUCUACUCUUUUUUAUUUAUUAGGAGGUUGCUGCGCUGCGGAGGCUGCAUGCAUUAGCGCGGAAAUUCUCAGGCUCGCCGUCGACGAGGAGGAGGAGGAAUCGGGAGGAGAUCCGAGAUGGCGGCGAGGGAGACGUCGCGCCACGCGUCGCUCUGCCUGUGGCUCGCGCUCGUCGCCGCCACCCUCUCUCUCGCCCAGGCGGUAGAAUCAGAAGCCGAAUUGACCAAGGUCACCACCAAGGUCUUCUUCGACAUCACAAUCAAUGGCAAGCCGGCAGAUUGUUUCUACUUGGUUGUUAUAGGUCGGAUUGUCAUGGGGCUUUUUGGAAACACUGUUCCUAAAACAGCAGAGAACUUCCGAGCAAUUUGCACAGGUGAGAAAGGACUUGGCAAGAGUGGCAAACCUCUCUCCUACAAAGGAACGCCAUUCCACAGGAUCAUCCCAGGCUUCAUGAUCCAAGGAGGCGACACCGUGAGCGGCAAUGGAACCGGCUGUGAUUCGAUCUAUGGUGGAAUGUUCCCUGAUGAGAACUUCAAGAUCAACCACUCUGCACCAGGGUUGCUGUCCAUGGCCAACUAUGCGAAAGAUACAAACGGAUCCCAGUUCUUCAUCACCACCGUAAAGCUAACCCGGUUGGAUGGGAAGCAUGUUGUGUUUGGCAAGGUGCUUUCUGGAAUGGACGUCGUCUACAAGAUUGAAGCUGAAGGCAGUCAGAGUGGUACUCCACGGUCCAAAGUCCUCAUAUCAGACAGCGGCGAACUGAAGUGAUCUUCCAUUAACAGAAGCUUAAUAACGAGCUGUACUUACUUACCGUGAAUUCCUAUCAUUGGAGUAUGUGUGCACGUCAUUAGUGCCAUGCAUUGUUUGGAGCCUGUUUCUGCUGAUUAUAAUGUGACCUGCUUUGUGUAAUUGUUGUAAAAUGAGAGUGUUCUCUCAAUAUUUUCCCAUGGCAAUUCAGAUUGGAUAUGCAAUGCAAGCUUAUAUACAUGCGAACA
Messenger RNA from Oryza sativa Japonica Group (Japanese rice), 1333 nucleotides. The record is from RefSeq and is a predicted model, not a curated record. NCBI's taxonomy places the organism in Eukaryota, Viridiplantae, Streptophyta, Magnoliopsida, Poales, Poaceae.